CCACGACGGAGCCCGGAAGCGACCGAAGACGGCCGAUCGGCGCGGCCGACAGAAUCGCCUGAAAAGCUGGCCGUGGAAUCACACGCGUUUGGACUUGUGACCACACAGCAUCUGGUCCAGCGAGCUCUAUGGACACACGCGCGCCGCUCUGACACUUCCGGUUUGCCAGUUGUCGCGGCCGAUGCGAUCUCGGACGGGUCUGGUGGUGUUUCUCGACAGUGUGGUGUUCCUUUCAGUGACGAUGAUCUAGUGGCCAGGAUGGACUAAGUUUUUUUUACUGGUGCGGGCGCAAGGACAAUUCAACGUUUUCAAAAUGAGAAUCAAAAUGCCAGCGGUCAGGAUCGCACAAGCAGACGCAGACGGCGUAGAAGGAGACCCCCACCAAGACAUCCUCACAUGCGGGGUGUGUCAAAAGUCCUUCGCACUCUCGGACAUCGUCCGCUUCAUCCAGCACAAAGUCACCGCCUGCAACAAGGAGAACUUCGCACAGUGCUACCCCAACAACGACAGGGAGCGCGACAACGACGAUGGCACGUUGCCCCUAUCCACCAUCAACACCAGGAGGCCGAGCAUCUCGGCGCCCAUCUCCGGGAAGAAGAGCGCCGGCAGCAGGGUGCACACCCCGCCGCCGGCGUCGCCGAGACUGCCCGCCCCCGGCGAUCUCUGCGUGGACGGUGCUGCUUCCUCGACUCCCAAGAGGAGGGCCUCGUCACCGCUGACGAGUUCGAGCCUGGAAGAAGACAUAAAGCCGAAUAUUAAGCAGGAGAAGAUGGAUACGACGAUGUCUCCGGAGGAGAAUAGCUGUAAGAGGUCGAGGACUGAGGUGGCGGACGCGGAGUCGAAUACGACGCAUAGUGAACCUAGCAACUACGUGUGCAGCACCUGCAAGGCGCGCCUUCACUCAGCAUGGAGGCUAGUGCAGCAUGUCCAGCACGCCCACGGCAUUAAAAUCUACGUGGAAAGUUCGCCCACCAGCUCGAAAGGUACCAGCAGUAACAAUCACAGCGGCGCCAGUUCCGUCAGCAACAGUUCCUCGGGCUGCUCCUCGGGAGGAGCACCUCCACCUCCCCCAAAUAUGAGGCACCAUCUCCUGCCGCCUCCGGACCUACACAACCCUUUUGGAGUUGGAGGUUUGCUUAGGCUUCCAUUACCACCACUUAACCAUGGACCGGUACCUCCAGCGCCCCUCUUUUCAAGACCAGAACACCAUUACAGGAUCGACCAGUUAGUCAGCGAACAAUUCCGCCACCACGGUCUGAAUCUGGCGGCGGCGGCCGCCGCCGUGGCUGCCGGAGGGGUACCACCCCCACAUUCAAGCUUCCCCUCGCCUGCGGAACGUGCCGGUUCCGUUAGUAGUCUUCCAUCGAGGGAGAGGAGCACACCCAACCAACCCUUAUCUUUGGAACCCCAGCUGGAUUUUUACUCGCAGCGGUUGAGGCAAUUGGCAGGCACCACCAGCCCGGGGGCGGCGCAGGCGAGCUCGCCGUCACCCCGCAAGCACUCACCGCCUUUCGCAAGUCCUUCCCCUUCCCAGCUGCCGCCCACUUCUAUCCCCAACAACAUUAGUUCGAGCAGUAGCAACUGCAACAACAACAAUAAUAAUAAUAACAACAGUAGCAACAGCGGGAACAGUAGUCGGCCCCCUAGUGUUUCGCCCCCCAGUAACAAAGGAGACGAUCAGAUCACGAAUACUCCCAGAUCUGCCUCGACACCUCCAGGAAAACCUGGCUCGCCGAGGAACUCUAACUCCGCAGAACCCAUCCACGCUUGCGACUACUGCGGGAAGAAGUUCCGCUAUCAAAACAACCUGGAGGUUCACAGAAGAACGCACACGGGAGAACUUCCUUACAAGUGUAGCGUAUGUGACCAUGCGUGCUCGCAAAGUUCUAAACUGAAAAGACAUAUGAAGCUGCACAGAACUCCCGAAGAUCGCACUAGUAAUGCAGGGUCAGUAGAAACACUAGAGGGUGAUGAAAGUGAGGACGAAGACGAGAUGGACGAUGAAGAGGAAGAGGAAGAUGAAUUGGAAGAAGAGGAAGCGGAAGACCUAAGCGUACCCAGUCAAAUGUCAAAAAACGAGGCUAAUCCAUCAGCUUCACUAGUAGGUGAACUGAUGGAUAAAUUUGGUUUAAGCAAUAUUGCCCAGUACAGCGAAGCUUACAAACAAGCGCUUCAGGAAUCCAACACAGCUCUUAAGCUUCAACUAGCUAGCAAAGACAGGGACAACAACAACACCAGCUUGAGCCAACUCAAAAUCAGAGACGAUUUCGCCAAAGGCUUGUUACCAGUUCCUCCACCACAACCCCUACCACUAUUUCCCCCCUUCAACGACUCCUACGAAGCUAGUAAGAGGAUGAAACUGGACCUGGAGCGCACCGACUGGUGGUUGCCUGGUUUGCCUAGAGAGAAUAAAGGAGUUCCAGGUCCCAGCGCGCUUUUACCCAACCCCCUACUAAAGAAGGAAUCCCGACGCAACGACACUUGUGAGUAUUGUGGGAAAGUGUUCAAAAACUGUUCGAAUUUGACGGUGCACAGGCGCUCCCACACGGGGGAGAAGCCCUACAAGUGCGAAUUGUGUUCCUACGCGUGCGCGCAAAGUUCUAAGUUGACACGACAUAUGAAGACCCAUGGCAGGAUCGGCAAAGACGUGUAUAGGUGCCGGUUCUGCGAGAUGCCCUUCUCUGUACCCUCCACGCUGGAAAAACACAUGAGGAAAUGCGUGGUGAACCAGGGCAAGGGCCACCUCCUGGGCACGAUGCCCAUGCUAAGCGGCGAUGAAGAUUCCUCGACGAGUAUCACUUCCAAAGAGGCCGUAUGACUCUUUCCAUGGGGCGGCAUGAGGUUGCCCCCGCCGCCCCCCAGUUUAACGUACUAGUCCCGAUGAACUGUUUAGGAAAUUGUUGUUGUGAGCGGUGAUCUAGCCUCUGUUGGGAAGUCUAGUGUAGUUCAAUUUUCUGGUGGCCUAAAACUUGGACGGAAAUUUUUUCUCGCUUAAAUCGGACGUUUUGCGCCAGCUCAAAAUGAAAGUACCCUAGCGUUAUGGACGGACAUCUCAUGGCCUUGUUAAUUAUUAGAAAGGGUACACAGUCUUGCACAAUUUGCACUCGGUGGUUUUAAGGCGAAGAAAUUUAAUGGAUGCAGUAUAGUAGACAUUGACAUGAUGUUUAGUGUACCAACUAAAUGUUGUUUGUAAGGAUUUGUUAAGUUUAAAUUUACAUAUACACUAAACACCCUGUAUAUUUCAAAAAUGCGAUGGGAAAAUAUCACAAAUAUGUUUAUUUUGUAAGCAAUCAUUAAAUUUUCCGAAUAAGCCAAAACCAUUAGCAAAUCGUGCAAGACAUUUGUCUACGAAAUUAUUUAACGUAGCCAGGGUUGUCCAGUGUUAUUAAUGUAAGUUAUCUUGUAUAGUAUUAAACAUUAAAGGUGAUCCCGGCCGUAAAAAUGGAUAAACAGGAUCACGUUGUUCUUCGUAACUGAUACCAAAGCAAUGUUUAACUUUUUUUCAAGAUUAUUAUUGAUUAUUGAGUUUAUUAUUAUGUACUUGUAUAUUUGUAAUUAGAUUUAUAUGUUGAGACUGAGGGUAGAAGCCGUCGCUUGAGUAUUGGCGGAGUUUUCGCCCGCUGUACAUUCCCUAUCAUAUCAUUUUUGGCCAGUAAGCCGCAAUGUAAAUAUAUGGAACUAUUUAUUAUUGCCGUGUUAAAUUAGACCCAGUGUAUCAUACAGAGUUUCAAUAUAAGAUAUUUCGAAAAAC
This is a messenger RNA of Anoplophora glabripennis (Asian longhorned beetle), 3751 nucleotides long. RefSeq names its product B-cell lymphoma/leukemia 11A (gene Cph). Bases 314 to 2818 code for a protein of 834 amino acids. Gene Ontology annotation, molecular function: DNA-binding transcription factor activity; RNA polymerase II cis-regulatory region sequence-specific DNA binding. The transcript has 3 exons. The record is from RefSeq and is a predicted model, not a curated record. Gene Ontology annotation, biological process: regulation of transcription by RNA polymerase II. Gene Ontology annotation, cellular component: nucleus. NCBI's taxonomy places the organism in Eukaryota, Metazoa, Arthropoda, Insecta, Coleoptera, Cerambycidae.